Messenger RNA from Perognathus longimembris pacificus (Pacific pocket mouse), 2799 nucleotides. RefSeq names its product melanoma inhibitory activity protein 2-like. Gene Ontology annotation, cellular component: endoplasmic reticulum exit site; endoplasmic reticulum membrane. Lineage: Eukaryota; Metazoa; Chordata; Mammalia; Rodentia; Heteromyidae. Gene Ontology annotation, biological process: vesicle cargo loading; endoplasmic reticulum to Golgi vesicle-mediated transport; protein secretion. The record is from RefSeq and is a predicted model, not a curated record. Gene Ontology annotation, molecular function: protein binding.
AAAAUCCCUGUUAAUUAUUAACCCUUGGUGUACUACCUGAUACCGGACUCUACAGCUUGAGAACAGAGUGUUUUCUUCCUCACAUUAAGCCUAUUUAUGAGUAGAGGAAUGUAGCUAUCAAGAGAAUUUUAAAAAACCAAACACCUGCCAGACGUUUUCCUCUGGUAUUUGGUGAAGAACGUUUGGUGCUGUGGCUGGCAUGUCUACAAUCUGAACCACUGGUGUAGAUGUCCUUUGGGAUUCCCGGUUUAUUUUAGCAUGGCUGAGCCCUCGCUGCACAGAAUCCUUCUUCUGGUUAUUUCUCUGGCAAAGUGUCUGGAAGGCACCAAACUUCUGUCACACCUUAAAAAAUGUGGUGACCUGGAAUGUGCAAUUUUACUCAGCAGAGUCUUAGCCAUGAAAGAUUUCACAGGACCUGAUUGUCGAUACCUGAACUUCACUGAGGGAGAAGAAAUAUCUGUUUAUAUUAAACUUUCGGGAGAGAGAGAAGAUUUGUGGGCAGGAAGUAAAGGAAAAGACUUUGGAUUUUUCCCCAGAGAUGCAGUCCAGGAACAAGAGGUGUUCAUACAUGAAGAAGCUGAAAUAUCAGCUAAAGAAUCUGACUUUCUUUGUCUUCAUGGAGAGAGCUAUAUAUUUGAAAGUGAAGAUAGUGAGUUAAACAGCGGCAAUGGUGAAAAAAUGUAUUCAUAUAAAGAAGAUGGAGACCAAAAAUAUAGUACAUUUGCAAGUGGUUUCCUAAGACAGUCUGGAUUUUAUGAAACUUCUGCAAGUACUGUACUUCCAGACCAAUUUGUAGCAUCAGAGGCUCCUGGAAAAAUCCCAAGUGCCAGUGAGCCAAGAGAUUGGGAAGAAGUGGCAGCUGGAAGGGGGCAGGACCAGAUUGCAGAAGUGGAAGGUGUCGUGACCUCCUCCACCCUGCCUGAAGGAAGAGAACAGUUUGGACUGGGAGAAGAACAAAUUGAAGACAAGGCUUUUGAACCAGUUAUUGAAUCUGUACAUGAAAACUCUUUUCAAAGUAGAAAAUUAGCAGUGGAAGAUGGAAACGAUCUGGAGGAAUCACACAAUGCUGAGUCCCAAACAGAACAUGCCUCAGAACCUGAAUCUGAAUUGGAUUCAGAGCCACCCCAUCUCGUUUCAAUGACACAGGAAGACUCAGAACAAGCUGCAGAGCUAGAGCACACUCUCAAAUCUCAAGCCACUGGCUGGUUUGGUGGUGGAUUUACAAGUUAUUUAGGUUUUGGAGAGGAGAGUACAGAACUUGAGUUAUUGUCCAAAGAAAGCCAUCCACUACUCCAAGAUAUUCCUGAUGCUAAAUCAUCAGAGGAAGAUGCCACUGUUCCAUGGACAGAAAUAACAACAGGGAAAGAGGACACAAUCAUGAACGACAGCUCCACUCAAAAGUCAAGUUGGUUUGAUUUUGGUUUUGGCAUGCUAGGCUUUGUAUAUGCUGAUGAAGAGAAAAUGAUAACAGAUGAUGGACAAAACAGUGAUAGUGGGCUAGAUAAACACAAACAUCCUCCAGCCAGUGAUUCUGAGCCUGAUAAAGAACAGGAAAUAAACAUAAUCAAAGUGAUGGAAGCAGAAGAUCAAAUACACAAGGAAGGAGUCUUAGAGGAAACAGAUGAUUCUGAUGACACACUAUAUUUGAAGAAAAUCUUACAUAAUUUUGAUAACCCCUGGAGGUUCCAGAACACUCCAGAAGCAGAAUUGCCAUAUUCAAAUCAGAUACUGGAUGAAAAUAAUAAAGGUGAAAAUGAUGGAAUGCAAGAGUCUUCAAUUGAAAAUCAUGCCACAGAUGACACGGAAGAAUCCAUGCUACUGAGAAGCAGUCACCGUUGGUCAGACUUACCUGAGAGAAUACCUGAAAAAACACAUGGCCAAACCUCAUCUUGUAAAAAUGCUGAACAACUAACAUCAUUGGGAGACCUUGAAGUGUCUGAGCAGGGGGAAACAGAUACAUCUGUGGAAAACUUUAUCCAAAGCAGCCAGGUGGCUUCCCUUGAUAAUGCUUUAUCUUUGCAAAACCACAUUCUCCAGAAAGAUGAUGUUACAGGGUUUCGGGUUCUGAAGUACUUAUUUCAAAUUGACAUUUACAAUCUCAUGAAUUCUGCAUUUUCAUCAGUUAUCAUGUUGCUAGAAAGGGUAAGCUGGCUUUACAAUUGUUUAGCAAUAAUUUUACUUGUUUUAUUAAGUAGAAGAGUGAUUUCAACAUAUGCUUGUGUAGAUUUAUCCUAUAUAAACUUCUUACAAUAUUGGUUUCUCUUUGAAAUCUUACAUGCACACAGUUUCUUUCUUUCUCUUUCUUUCUGUAUGCUUACAUCCUGCCAGGUGGAUUUUGUGUUCAUCAAAGAUUUGCUUCCGUUGAAAUUUGAGGAUCGUCUUAAAGAGGAGUCUUUCAAUAUCAUCACUAACAUCUAUGACAGGAUCAGGGCUAUUGAAAAACAUGAUCGCCAGGAUGGCUUCUCUUCUGAAACAGCAAGACAGAUGGCGAUUCCAUUGGCUGUUUGUGAAAGUUAUGGAGAAAGCAAGAGGUUUGUGAAGCAGGAAAGAAUCAGGAGAAUGUGUCUUGAAGCCAGUCUCUUUGAACGAUUUCAGAGUAACUCUCAGAGGGCAUUCUCAGUGUUGUAUUCUGAGAGGGAGAAUAAUCCCCUGAGGCACAACAUAAGACUUAACAUUUCUGAUGAACUAAAGAUUGGCUUUUUCACCACAGACCACGCCACUCAGACUGACUGCAGUGAAAUUUUGCCACUAAAAGAAUUGACUUCAUCUACAGGAAAGAUGAUGUAUUUUUUAUUGUAA